This is a messenger RNA of Brassicogethes aeneus, 2658 nucleotides long. The record is from the annotation of a GenBank genome assembly. NCBI's taxonomy places the organism in Eukaryota, Metazoa, Arthropoda, Insecta, Coleoptera, Nitidulidae.
AUUCGCGAUUUGAACGUCGGCGCGCGUGUUUUGUUUUGUGCGCGUAAAUCGCGUUGCUGCGGGUUCGAACAUGUGAAUGCACGAUUUUUUCAAGUUUUUUCGUAAUAGAAGCUGUGAUAUUGUUUUUUCGGCGGUGGAUAUGAUUAAUUAGUUAAAAAUGAUCCGCUACACGAAUCUACAGGUGGUAACUUUAAUAGCACCGGCAGUUGUUUCGGUCUUAUUGAUAUGGACCGUGGCCAUAUUCCAUAAGAAUCGAAAAAAAUGGGGUCCACACGAUAUACCGGUUGUUUCCCUCAUGGUUUUGAGUGUGCUAAGAAAUAUUUGUGUUUUGACUUAUUUACUGUUUGUGACUUUAAACGAGCAGGUUUUCGAUGUGGACUACUGCGGCAUAGUUGUGUGGUUAUUUAAUUCGGUUCACACCUUUCAAGCCUCAAUUUUGACCACGAUUGCUGUUAUAGGACUUUUUAGUUCUAAAUUGCACAGAAAAAAGCAAAAUUUGCGGCAAUUUUUGACGACCACCCACAUCGUUUAUCAUUUGUUUUGUUUGACGACUUUGUGCGCGUGCGUGGGGGUUGCCGCGAUCCUGGCGAAAAAUCGGGAAUCAAAAAGUGCUAUUUUUCAAAAUGUGACUGUCUUCAACAGUUUCAACCCUUGCAGUUUCUUACCUUUCGAGUUGGACAUAAAAUUCAACAUAUUUAUCUUAGUAUUACACAUUACUCUGUUCACCAUAUCAUUCGGGUCGUUCGUGUUAAUAUGUUACCACCACUUUAAAUCGAAAACUUCGACGUUCGACUACCUAAAAAAAUCGAACUCGGACCUGUCGGAUUUGUCGUUACCAAACUUCGAGAACAAAAGUUACUACGACACUUACACGGUUCAAAACAAACAAAACCCGGCGUGGACCUCGGAUAUGUCAAACAUAUCCACGACUGUCAGUUCUACGAACAGCAGAAGGCCGUGCAUCUCGAAAAAACAGUACGAAACAAUCGAGAAUUGGAACAGGACCGGCUUGGAGACCAUCCACCCCAUCCUGAUAGUCUGCUACCUGUUCUACCAUCUACCACUAAUGGUUUUGUGCAUUUAUCCAAAAUUAAUCCACCCAUACUCGGUUUCUGGUGCUGCCUUGUGGCUGGGGCUUCUACAGGACCUCUUGAUGCCCAUUGGGUUGGGAAUAGUGGAUUCCAGGUUUUGCAAAUGGGUUGCGAGCGCCUAUAAAUGCACUCAAACCAACUCGGAAGAGAAAUUACCGCACGUUGGCGUGGACGGGAAAUUUCGCCCUUUCGGCGGCAGUCAGCCUCAGAGCCUGGAAGUCAAUGGGAUUCAGGAGCGGAGUUCGCGCGGGUUUCAAACGAUCGAGCAUCGGUUUCCAAUAACGACGGGGACUCUGUAUACGAGUAUAGAUGGAAACAAUCGACUGCCGGUCAUACAGAAUUACAGGAGGCAAAAUAGAGAACAAUUAGGCAUAAGACCAAUUUCGGCGCACGAGCCGCUGAAAACGGCUUCGAACGUUUCCCUUCAUCACUCCGCGCACUUGAAACGUCCGCACGAGUUCGAUAAAGGCUUGAAAUGUUCCAAUUGCGAGGCCAACUUGUGCCCGAGUCACUCGGACUUGCACCAUUUGAGUCACAAGCAGAUAAAUUACGUGGAACCGAGCGUAAAUCGACAAAUACAGCGCCGGUUGAGCGUCGAAGAUGUCUCGAGGAAUAACGUGAACGUAAUAAAGGUUUCCAAUGGUGAUUUAUCGAGAGUAAACAGUCGGAAGCUGAGUAAAAGUCAGGAUAACAUCCGCAGCAAUGUUGUGACCACAAACAACAACGUUUUAAGGAUUUCGCAGCGAAAUAUCCACGUGCACAGUCGCGAUUAUUACCACAGCUCGGAAUCCGAUGAGGACUACAGCUCGGACAACCAAAAUAACAACUUCGACAGCACCAGCAGCUGUAACUCCAUAACAACCGAAGCUAAUUGCGACUUCGAGUUUUACCACAAAGAAGAUUUGCUGCACGGCGAUAAAAAUCAACGGCAAGCGAGAAAAACGCAGCAGGACAAUCUACAGAGUUAUUGUGAUAUGCACAAUAAUGACCAGGAUUAUUUUUCGAUAUCCUCUCAUCCAAUAAUGUCGAGUUUCAAGCCCAACGAAUAUAAAAUGAUGAUGCAACAACAAGGCAAAGACUCAAACUUAAAACAAAACACAACCAACGACAAUUUGCUAAACUUCAAAAUUAAACGUUCAAACUCCAAAAGGUCUUUGGAAAACUUUCAAAUGUUUAUAGAAACUGACGUCAAUCGCAACGAAAACAAAAAUCCACUGUUUGAAAAUAACGAUAAUUUAAAUUUGAAGCGAUCCAACUCAUACAUGACUUUGGAGGACUGUAGGAAUGUGGUAAAAAGCGAUAAACCUUGUUUUCACUUGAAAAACAAAUCGAUAGAGUGCAUUCCAAUACAGAGGACGCUCUAUUACGAGGACUUCAGAGAUUGCAAGAAAUUCAGCAACAAUAAUAAAUACAUCGGAAGUGUUCCGGACUUUAAAAAAGUUUUCAUUUCAGAGUUUAUUUAGAAAAUGUACUUAUUUAAUAUAUUAUUUAUACCAAUCAACCUGUAAAUUUAGUCAAUAAUAUACUGUGUAUAUUAUUGUAAGUUAAAAAUAAAAAGAAAAACCAA